CUAAUGUUUUGCUUUAUUAAGACAACCACAGUUGACUUCCGGUCUUAUUCUCACUCUCCCAUGGUGGUUUGAUACAGAUCAAGAAUGGAGGUGUGUGUGUGUGAAAAAUGUUAUAUGUUUAUGUGGAGACUGAAUAGACACAUAUACGAGAUAAGAAACGGGGUCAGCGGCGGAAAAGGAGGACACCUCCAAGUCACAUCGUCGACUCUCGCCCUCCUCCGGUGACUCCCAUGUCUCUCACCGGGGUGGGUCUAACCCAAAAAAUCCGUAAUCCAACAAUGGACUGUGGGAGAUCGGCUCAACUCGGAGGAUACUCUUGCAGCUGUUCAGAGAGCCGAGGAUAGGACCAAGACAUCGGACCGAGUCAAUGAGGGUGGCCUGUCCGCUUUUGUCCUGCGUCUCUCGGCCCGGUGUCUGGCAGCCAGACGUGCAAAGUGCGUAAAUGCGGUCGGAGUAGAGAAGACAGGCCGCAGAGGAGCACUUUAAAUGUUGAAAUUCAGGCUUUGCCAAACAUCGUGGUAGAGAAUCGAUUUCUUCAUAGUUCCGCUGAGCGGAUGGAGUGAAAAGGGGAGAGAGACUGCAGUUUGGUUGCGUGUGAUGAUAGGAGACACAAUGACGCUCUUGUCUCUUCUGGGUCGGAUCAUGCGCUAUUUUCUCCUCAGGCCUGAGACAUUGUUUCUGUUGUGCAUAAGUCUGGCGCUGUGGAGUUAUUUCUUUCACACGGACGAGGUGAAAACCAUCGUCAAGUCCAGCCGGGACGCCGUGAAGAUGGUGAAGGGGAAAGUGGCGGAGAUGAUGCAGAAUGACCGGCUGGGAGGCCUCAGUGUCCUGGACGCAGAGUUCUCCAAAACCUGGGAGUUCAAGAAUAACAACGUAGCCGUGUACUCCAUACAGGGGAGGCGAGAUCACAUGGAGGAUCGCUUUGAGGUGCUAACCGACAUCACCAACAAGACCCACCCUUCCAUAUUCGGGAUAUUUGACGGUCACGGCGGAGAGGCUGCAGCUGACUAUGUGAAGGCCCACCUGCCUGAAACCCUGAAGCAGCAGCUGCAGGCCUUUGAGAGAGAGAAGAGAGAGAACGCUCUCUCUUACGCCAGCAUCCUCGAGCAGCGCAUCCUGACUGUGGAUCGUGAGAUGCUGGACAAGCUCUCUGCCAGCCACGAUGAAGCAGGAACGACAUGUCUUGUAGCGCUGCUGUCGGACAGAGAACUCACAGUGGCAAACGUUGGAGACUCUCGUGGUGUGUUGUGUGACAAAGAUGGGAAUGCUGUUGCACUGUCACAUGACCACAAGCCGUAUCAGCUCAAAGAGCGCAAGAGGAUCAAGAGGGCAGGAGGUUUCAUCAGUUUUAAUGGAUCCUGGAGAGUCCAGGGGAUCCUGGCUAUGUCCCGCUCUCUGGGGGACUACCCGCUGAAGAACCUCAACGUAGUCAUCCCCGACCCUGAUAUCAUGACCUUUGACCUGGACAAACUGCAGCCAGAGUUUAUGAUCCUGGCAUCAGAUGGCCUGUGGGACGCUUUCAGCAAUGAGGAGGCCGUCCGGUUCGUCCGCGAGCGCCUGGAUGAGCCUCACUUCGGCGCCAAAAGCAUCGUCCUCCAGUCUUUCUAUCGCGGCUGCCCCGACAACAUUACUGUCAUGGUGGUGAAGUUCAAAAGUGGAGCUGGGGGGAGUAGCAAGGCAGGGGGAGUAGGGUAUGGUCAAGUUUAGAGCUCACACUGUGAUCACUCUUUUCUAUGAUUUUCCCCAUCUUCUGGAUGGAGCAGCUAGUGUGAUAUCGCUGGAGGAAGUUAAAGUAUGGACACUGAGGACAAGUGCACACACAUAAAGACAUACACACACAUGCAAAAACACAAAAGAAAUUAGGGUUUUUUUUUGUUUGUGGGUUUCUGAUUGAGAUAAGGGCAUUUAAACACAAUCUCAUAACCAUCUGCCAACUUAAUGAUGAAUACAUUCAAAUACUGAACCAACAGUGGAGAUGCAUAAACACAGAACAGACAGACACCAAACAGGGGAUUUUCUCUUAACCAGCACACAUUAGACUGUGAUUGAUUUACUACUGUUUACUGUACAUGCGCGCGAAUGGUACAGCUCCACUGGAGGCUUCUUCAGACGAGGCUUCAACUAGUGCCUACUCAAGAAUUACUGUGCAACUACAGGAAGCUACUGACAAAGGAUCUGUGAAAACACCACCCUGCUCGCUGCAUUUUGAUGAUGCUCUCAAGUACGUCUGUUACAUUUUUUGACCUAGAAAAUGUUGUCAAAUAUAAAAAGACUCCAGUGGAUCCAUACCUUUAUUUAACUUGAAAUGAUGCUACACCUAAAAUCUAACUUUUUGAGUAUCAAACACCCCCUGUUUCAUCCUCUGGCUGCAGUCAGCUUCAAUUCAUGCUGGUUACAAUUCAAAAGCGAGCAGUCAUCACAGUGGGGAAAAAAGUAGCAUAAAUAUGGAGUUUAAAGGCAGGAGCUCUGAUUGGCCAGCUGCUAUGUGUUGGCAGGACUCUGAUUAAUCACAGCUCCUACUAUUGCUCCGUGGGUUGUAUUUAAUUUAAUCUUUAGGUGGCACACUGCUUACACAUCUUUAAAUUAAAGAGAAUGCAAAAUGGAAACUGUAAAUGUUUAAGCAGAAAACUAAUGAGAUGGAAUAUGAAAGGCAGACACAUUAGUGAUUGGAAUAACAAAAAGUUAGAUUUAACAGCCUUUUUUAAAGUAAUGUAAUUCCAUUUUAAAAUGUAAUUACAAACUCAUUGUAUAAAGAUGGAAUAAGGAAAUAGAAUUAGUAAUUGGCUAAUUUAAUGAUCUUUUAUUAUUUUUACUUUGAGUUUUAUAAGGCAUCAUUUUAAUGAAUCAAAUGAAUUUUAAAGUUUAUCAAUUUAUUAAUUGUUUAUGAUUAAACACAGUUUAAUAUGGCUAAAUGCACAACUUCUGCUAUCUGUUAAAUUUAGGAGUUUAGACCAAUGAAUGAGCUGGAGGUGGGUUCCUCAGGCUAGCCAGCUAGUUUCUAUGGAUAUUUUCAAUUUUUUCCACUGUAAAGAAUGGUCACUAUUGAAAUCCUUUGUCACCAUCAUCCAAACUGACUACAGCCACUCUUGUAUUUGAAGGCUGAAACUGCAAAAUAUUAUAGCCACUUCUCAAGUGUGCAGAAGGUCAGUGAUACUCAGAAAAUAGAUUUUGGAGUAUUACUUUAACAAACAACACAUACACACAAACAGAAAAAAAUGUACCUUUCAAAUGUUUAUUUUUUGGAAUGGUAAAUUCUUACAAAUCAGCCAAUGUAAACUCUGUAUAUCCUCAGUAAUACAAGAGGGGUUUAAUGUAUGUAGAACCUGAUUUAGCUCCUGACCUUCACCUCUUGGUACUGCAAUUUUAUGGAGCUAAUGUAAACUGUUCCAUCAAAGUUGUUUUACACCAUCUGUAUCAGGGCAUGUGCUUUGGCUUAUCCAUGUUCGGGAACAUGUCUCCAUGGACACUGGUGGCUGCCUUUGACCUGGGAAGUGCAUGAAACAGGAGGUGGAACAGACUUCCACACCUCUGCUGCCAUGAGAAACUAAAAGAUGACUCAUCAUGAACUGUACGGCCGCAGCCUGAAUGCUAGUAGCUAUAGUAAUAUGAUAUGCUCGUGAAGCAAUACAACUGGUGUCAAGGACAGCAACAACCUGUCAAGGAAAGUCACAGUAAACCACACAUGAUUCACUACUGUUUUAUGUUCAGCUAUUUUUUACCACUGUGUUUCACAACCUUUUGCAUCAGUUGAGAGAAGCAUUUUUUUUAUUUAACAGUUUACCUAAUGCCUUAUUUAUUGUAGAGUUUUUGGAUGUGUCUGGCAGAUUGCCAGAUCAGUGUAUUAUUUUUUUGUCCUUCUGCACAUGAGCAGAAGUUUACAAUCAAUUAGAUAACCAUCACUUUAAUUUGAGAAGCAGUCUAGCCUGAUACACCCAUGUUGAGCUGAUGCUCAGUGUAAAAGGAAAAAAAAACAGUGUAAAGAAAUUCUGUAUGUAAACUAUCAGUAUUAAACAAACUCUUUCAUCUUAAA
Siniperca chuatsi (mandarin fish) is the source of this 4030-nucleotide messenger RNA. RefSeq names its product protein phosphatase, Mg2+/Mn2+ dependent, 1La (gene ppm1la). The record is from RefSeq and is a predicted model, not a curated record. Gene Ontology annotation, molecular function: protein serine/threonine phosphatase activity; cation binding. Bases 598 to 1707 code for a protein of 369 amino acids. Gene Ontology annotation, biological process: protein dephosphorylation. Lineage: Eukaryota; Metazoa; Chordata; Actinopteri; Centrarchiformes; Sinipercidae. The transcript has 4 exons.